Messenger RNA from Nematolebias whitei (Rio pearlfish), 1715 nucleotides. It is a transcript of the gene aifm4, whose product is annotated as apoptosis inducing factor mitochondria associated 4. The record is from RefSeq and is a predicted model, not a curated record. Gene Ontology annotation, molecular function: flavin adenine dinucleotide binding; 2 iron, 2 sulfur cluster binding; oxidoreductase activity, acting on NAD(P)H. The transcript is spliced from 19 exons. Gene Ontology annotation, cellular component: cytoplasm. Bases 99 to 1715 code for a protein of 538 amino acids. NCBI's taxonomy places the organism in Eukaryota, Metazoa, Chordata, Actinopteri, Cyprinodontiformes, Rivulidae.
AGCCUGUUGAUAGGAGUAAAUACAGCCGUUCCGACCCACAACCAUUAUUAUAAUACAUCAGAGGUCUUUGUUCGAUCAUUAAAACUACUCAGAAAUAAAUGGACAUGCACCAACAAGCAGGUCAAAGGGAAGAGCAGGAGGAGGUGACUGGACUGGUUUGUCAGGAAUCUGAGCUCCAAGAUGGACAAAUGAAGGAGGUGACUGUGGAGGGUCAGAAGGUGCUGCUGGUCCGUACUCAGGGUCUGUACAGCGCUGUUGGGAGCAGGUGCUCUCAUUACAGUGCGCCUCUAAUUAAAGGAGCACUGGUUGGAGACCGAGUGAGAUGUCCUUUUCACGGAGCCUGCUUCAACGUGAAAACUGGAGACAUCGAGGAUUAUCCGGGCCUGGACUGCAUACCCAGUUAUAAGGUCAAGGUUGAGAAAGGCAAUGUUUAUGUCACCAUAAACAAAAAGUCUCUGAAUUUAAGCAGGCAGGUGAAGGAGAUGUGCGCAGUUCAGCCUGGCACCAAACAAAUGAUUCUGCUGAUAGGAGGAGGCCCUGCCUCUCUGGUUUGUGCCGAGACGCUUCGGCAAAACGGCUACCAGGGUCGCAUCGUCGUCAUAACCAAAGACAGCCUGCCUCCGUUUGACAAACCCAAACUCAGUAAAGCGAUGAACGUGGAAAGCGGCAGCAUCCUCCUCCGCUCAUCUGACUUCUACCAACAGCAUGGCAUAGAAAUAAGGACGGGGAAGGAGGUGAUGUCUGUGCACCCAGCCGAUAAGUUGGUAAUGAUGAACGAUGGCACCUCGGAACAUUACGACCAGCUCCUCAUCGCAAGCGGCUGCAGAGCUCGUCCAUUAAGCUGUCCUGGUUCAGACUUGGGAGGAGUCCAUUUGCUGCAGAGCUAUGAAGAUGCCAAAAACAUUCAUGCCUCUUCCCUCAACAAAAAGGCUGUUGUACUUGGAGCAUCCUUUAUAGGCAUGGAGGUGGCAUCAUACCUGUCUGAUAAAGCUGCCAGUGUAGCUCUGGUUGGCACCACCUCGUACCCAUUUGAGAAGUCUCUGGGGCCAGAAAUUGGCAAGAUGGCGAUGGAAAUGUUGGAGGAAAAAAAAGUGAAGUUCUACAUGAAAGACCGAGUGACUGAGCUCAGAGGAGAGAACGGAAAGGUGAAGCAGGUGGUGCUGGACAGUGGAGCCGUGCUGGAGGCUGACGUGGUGGUUGCUGGAAUUGGUGUUAUCCCAAAUUCUGACUUUUUAGCAGGAAGUGAGGUUGCUGUGGAUUCUCGAAAAGCUGUGAUUGUUGACAAGUUCAUGAGGACUAAUGCAGCAGAUAUUUUCGGUGCUGGAGAUGUUACUUCCUUCCCUCUGAGCAUCCGUGGCGACCAGCGUGUCAACAUCGGUCACUGGCAAAUGUCCCAUGCUCACGGAAGAGUAGCAGCUCUAAAUAUGCUGAAGAAACCAACAGCAGUGAAGUCUGUACCUUUCUUCUGGUCUGCCUUUGCUGGGAAGAGCAUCAGAUAUGCAGGCUACGGGGAGGGAUACACAGAAAUCAUUUUCAAAGGCAAAGUGGAAGAACGGACGUUCCUGGCAUUUUAUAUAAAAGAUGGUGAGGUGGUGGCUGCUGCCAGCCUGGCCUUCGAUCCUGCUGUGGCUCAGAUCGCUGAGCUGAUGGCUCAGGGCCAAACCAUAACAAAGGAACAAGCUCUAUCUGAUGACCUGAGCUGGCUGCAGAUGUGA